Molecule: messenger RNA, 348 nt
Organism: Penicillium samsonianum
Lineage: Eukaryota; Fungi; Ascomycota; Eurotiomycetes; Eurotiales; Aspergillaceae
Product: pyridoxal phosphate-dependent transferase
Exons: 1
Coding region: 1-348 (115 amino acids)
Source: RefSeq, a predicted model, not a curated record
AUGUUGCAUGAGAAACAAAGAUUGGUCGAGUCGACACCAGAUGCUUUCAUCCGCGGCACUCAAUUGUUAGAAUCCCGCAUGGCCAUUGCAAAGCUAGUUCAUCCCCCGCUAAAUACCGUCGUACUUGUUCCAAAUGCUACUACCGGUAUAGACACUAUCCUUCGAAAUAUGGAGUACUCGACGAAUAAUCAUAUUGUGGUCUUUGAGACGGUGUAUGGCACAGUCGAAAGAACAACACUUCAUCUUUCCGAGACGACUGGGGUCAAGGUGACACGGAUUCCACUUGAGUAUCCUGUCUCUGAUAUCGAAGUUGUAUCCCGUUUCAACCAAACCGUGGAGAAAAUCUGA